Sclerotinia sclerotiorum 1980 UF-70 is the source of this 2610-nucleotide messenger RNA. RefSeq lists its product as hypothetical. Gene Ontology annotation, molecular function: zinc ion binding; RNA polymerase II cis-regulatory region sequence-specific DNA binding; DNA-binding transcription factor activity, RNA polymerase II-specific. The record is from RefSeq and is a predicted model, not a curated record. Gene Ontology annotation, biological process: regulation of transcription by RNA polymerase II; DNA-templated transcription. Lineage: Eukaryota; Fungi; Ascomycota; Leotiomycetes; Helotiales; Sclerotiniaceae. The coding region runs from base 1 to 2610 and encodes 869 amino acids. The transcript has 5 exons. Gene Ontology annotation, cellular component: chromatin.
AUGGCUCAAAUUGAUGCGCCUGUCAUGUCUCAAAUAGCCGAUCCCAUGCUACAACGCAGGCCAAACGGAGAGAUUGACAACAAGAAUCGCGGUAGACGGCGAAGCCGUACCUCAUUGCAACCUACAGAGGAUGAAGGGGAGCUCUCACAUGGAGAAAUUGCGGAAGGUCACACUUCUGGUGAUGAUGGUCACCCAAGAAAGCGGAGGAGAAGUCGCAAAGGCCUGGACAAGAAGUUCGAAUGUUCUACGGAAGGCUGUGGAAAGAGUUACUCUAGAGCCGAACAUCUUUACCGUCACCAGCUAAAUCAUACCCCGAAACAAAUAUAUAACUGCGACUUUGACGGUUGUUCAAGAACGGGCCAGAAUACAUCAUCUGCCAGUUCUAACAGCAGAGGCCAACGGCAUCCAAGCUUCGGAACUCCCGAUGCCAAGUCGGUAGAGUUCUCGAGACCGCUGCAACCAAAUGUUGGCCACUAUGGUAUGUUACCGACAGCCUCAAAUAACCAAAACUACCGUAGCAAUCAGGCACACAGCCCGCAGGCAUAUAUAAGUCAACAGAAUUUUCCCCCUUUUAGCUUACCGCCUUCGGGGUUUGCGAAUGUGGCUGCAAACACGAUUAACUCCGGUGAGACUGAGCCACUGCUCCAGACUCCAGUUUCUGCUGAAUAUCCAAAUGAGAUUAGCCAAGCCCAACAAUCAGGCCCAGACAUGAUGCUUCUAGAUCAAAUGGCUGUAUCAAACACGAUGCCUGUAUUUGGCGGCGAAGGAUGCUACAAUCGAUCCCCUUGCGCCAUCCCGGAAGACUUCGUAGCUUAUCUUUUUAGCACCCAACAAAACGACAUGGGUCAAAUGAAUUCACAACCUUAUCCAAACACCUACCCUGAUGCUACAGCCCAGUAUUAUGCUCCAUACUUCACUAAUGAUCUCGGCAAUGGAGGUUUCUAUCCUCCAGCUGCUCAACAAUCUCACCACCCUAUGGCUGUAACUAGUUUACUUGAUACCAGCUUGCCAGAACAGUUUUUACACAAACCAACCUUUUCUCCAGAUAGGACACCAGAUCUCCUUUUAAUCGCAAUGAUGGCUAUAGGUGCCUCGCUUCUUGAUAAGGCUCACGGUCCAGCAGUGACGGAAGCCGGCGCGGAUUUGUCGAAUUUUUUAGCAUGGCACCUCAGAUGGGAGAUAUUUAAUGACCAUCAAUUCCGUCCUCCAGCAAGUUUAUGGGUGUUUCAGGCUCUGUUACUACUGGAGAUAUAUGAAAAAAUGUACUCGACCAGAGCACUUCACGAAAGAGCUCAUAUCCAUCACGCAACCACAAUCACUUUGAUGCGUCGUGGUAGUUCAUUGAUAGGUCGUUCUGCAUUGGAUUCUCCCCCGAGUGCGAGAGACGACAAACAUGGACACAAUGAUUCACGCCAGUCGUCAGCGUCAGCAGCUAAUACACCUGACGAGUGGUGGAAUCAUUGGAUUAUAAAUGAAGCCACAAGACGUGCUGCAUUUGCGGCAUUUGUUAUAGACUCCACGCACGCAACAAUGUUCGGGCAUUCUACUGUUAUGGUUGCUCACGAAAUGCGUCUCCCUUUACCAUGCGAUGAAGCCAUGUGGACUGCCACAAGUAGUGCUGAGGUUGGUAGGUUGGAGUCAAGCCUUCAAGCGAGUGGGAUGAAACCUAUAUCGUUUUUGGAAGGUCUUAAACGGACCCUUAAUGCUCAAGACGUGAGGACAAACUCUUUUGGUCGUACAAUUUUGAUGGCUGGCCUCUUGAGUGUCAGCUGGCAUAUGAAUCAACGUGAUCUGCAAGUCAACUCGUUAGGCGUAUCGCAGGCACUGGGCGGCCGGGACAAAUGGAGAGGAUCUUUGACUCGAGCAUUCGACCUUUGGAUGCAAGAUUUCGACUCAUCUUUGCUGAAACAAUCCGAAAAUAUGCCAGGGCCAUAUGCCUACACUGGUAAAGAAAAUAAUGUUGUAUACCAAUCUAGGACAGUGCUCCAUCAUCUCGCACACAUGGCCAUGCAUGUUGACGUUGUCGACUGUCAAAUAUUUGCCCGAGCAAAACGUCUUCUUGGCCGCACGAUCGGAUCACAAGACUUAAACAGUGCCCAAAGAAGAAUGCAAGACAUUUGGGCACCGACUGCGAAAGCUAGGGACGCAACCUUUUAUGCCAUCAAAUUUCUCUGCACUGUCCUCCUUCCCGAGAAACCCACCUCAAUGUCUCAUGGCUACGAUCAUGCACAACUGGAUUCGAUAGUGGAUUAUUCUGCUCGCGACGAUGUUCUUCUCAACAGACCUUGGGUUUUAUAUUUUGCUGCUCUGAUCGUUUGGUGCUAUGGCUAUGCUCUUGAAGGACCAACCACUGCUCCGGUCCCUGAUCGUCAUGUAAAGACUGAUCAAGCCCGAGAUAUGCGAGCCUACUUGCGACGAUUUGGCUCGAUCAAUAAUCCCGAAGAACUGAAAAUUUUGACCGGGCUCAAUGGAUGUUCUGGAUUGCUCAUGGUUCUCCAAGGUAUCUUCCAGGAAACACGAUGGGAGUUAUUGCACGAAGCUGCAUUAUUAUUGAACAAUUGUAUCAAUCUUGUCAGUGGCCAGCCGUAUCCACCUUCUCGUGAUCUGUGA